GCAAGAGCAGAGAGGAAGCAAUUAAGGGUGGGCAAAUCAGGGUGCUAUCUAAAAUAACUAUUUGAUUGACCUUCAAAAAAGGGGUGCUUGGAGUGCUUUAAAAAGCACCAUCCGUUAUGUCAUGACGUCCGACUAUAAUAUUAGUGCUUGUAGGAGUAACACUGGAGCUCUUCAACAUUACCUGUUUGAAUCAUUUAUUGGAAAAUGUCGGAACAGUGAACGGUGUAAAGACAACUGCUCAGCAGAACAACAUAUUUACUGCAUCGCUAGAUAUACUAGACCAAAAACAACCUCUCUUUUUGUUCACAAAUAGUUGGUAGUAGUUUACAGUAGUUGCAUCUUGAAGUACAUCCAGUAAAUAAUGGAAAGCAGCCAAGUCAACAUCGCAUCAGCAGAAUUUGAAUUUGUAAUGGAUGAAGAGGUUCAAAAACCAAUCGCUUGGUAGUUGGUGUCAUCCAACAUUUUGUGACCGUAACCGUAACCGUGAAAAUAUUAAAUGUUUAACUAGCGGGGUUUAUGUGUCUGGUGACAGACGUACUGACACACCGACGGCGGACCCUCUUUAAUAGAGUUCCGUGUUAUAUUCCCAUUGCGUUCGAAACGAUAAUCAUUCAAACUUCUAGUAAUUGAAAAACUAUUGUGAAAUCUAUUUACAAUACUUUAAUACUAAUGAACACAACAUUCACACAAUCAUCAAACCGUACUCAAUUCAAUAUAACAAACACAACAUUUUUACUGAUUUAUAAAUCUCGUCUCCAUAUCUUUAUCGAUACAAACUGAAACUGUAUUCAAACAAACAAAGACGCAUUCAGAGAUAAAAUCUAGUUUUAUCACCAAAUAUACAGUAACGGGGCGGUUAGCACAGACCCGUGUUUGUUCAGAACACAAGCAGAGCCUUUGCACACGCCAUAGCUGAUAUAUUACAUUAUCAUUACCUACUACCGCCAUUUCUUUGAGAAUGGUCCUUCGCUACGCACAUGUUUUUUCUAUACAAGCUGCUCGGUUAACAUCAAGAUGGUGAGGACCAAGAGUGAUGCGGAAGCCAAUGUGGUGAAGGAGGAGAUCCCUCAUGAUCAUCUCUUCAAGGUUACGGGAUUGUCUUCGAAUAAUUUGGAGAAGCUGGCUCAGGAGCCUGAGCCGUCAGACUUCGAGGAGGCUAUAGCAGCGACCGGCUAUGGCAGGUUCAACAUCGCCCUGAUGUUCUGCACGCUGCCCGCCUUCUGGAGCGCGGUGUCCGUCACCAGCUCCAUCAGCUACAUUUUCACGAGGGCCCAGUGCGAUAUGGGGCUCAGUCUCCUCGACAUGGGGACUAUCACUGCCAUGACUUAUGGGGGUAUGAUCUCAUCCGCGCUGGUGUGGGGUUUCCUCUCGGACACGCUCGGCAGACGACGGAUCAUGGUGUGGGGCUUCUUCUGCUCCGGCCUGGUCGAGAUGACGGCCGCCAUGAGCCAGAACUUCGCCAUGCUACUCGUCACCAGGUUCUCCAGUGGAUUCCUGUUCAACGGUCCCUUCGCCGUCCUGAUCUCGUACAUAGCCGAGCUGCACCGAACGGAGCUGCGCGCUCGCGUCAUACUCCUCACCAGCCUGUUCUACACCAUCGCCAACACCACGCUCCCACUGCUGGCCUGGGCUAUCCUCACCAAAGACUGGGAGUUCCAUCUCUUUAGUGAUAGUAUUGUGAUCCACUCCUGGAACCUGUUCCUGUUCGCCACGGCGCUGGUGCCGCUACUGACUGGCAUGGCGUUCUUCUGCCUGCCCGAGAGCCCCAAGUUCCUCAUGUCGAGAGGAAGGAACGAAGAGGCUAUGGCUGUUUUCCGAACCAUAUACAGACUAAACACUGGGAAACCAGCUGAGGAGUAUCCUGUGAAAGUCCUAGUAGAAGAGAAGAAUGAGCAGCAGGGACGAGGUCUGGCUGCCCUGAAAGGAGGGUGCGCUCAGCUGGCGCCUCUCUUCAGACCGCCGCAUGUGCAGUGGCUCUUCCUCAUGUGCACUAUCCACAUUGGCUGCAUGUUUGGCUCCAACACCCUGAGGCUGUGGUACCCGCAGCUGGCCGCCAUGAUCAGCAACGACGCGAGCAGCCUGUGCUCCGCCAUCGCGCCGGCCGCCCAGCCUGACGUCACUGAGAUCUGCGUGCCGAUACCCACUGACAUGCUGACCUAUCUCCAGAGUGCCGCCGUGGGAGCUGGCUCAGUACUGACUUAUGGGAUUGGAGGGGCUUUGGUUAACAGGUGUGGCAAAAGGGUAGUAGCAGGGUUCUGCGGAGUCUCUAGCGCGGUGAUCAUCGUCAUGUUGCCGUUCUUAGGCUCCAGUGCAGCGGCGGUGGUUGCCAUGGUUACCACUGCAUUAGCCUUCACCUCGCUGACUGCUGCAUCGCUGUCUAGCAUCACUGUGGAUCUGUUCCCGACGUCUCUCAGAGUUAUGGCAAUGGCCACAGUUCUGAUGAGCGGUCGUCUUGGCACCAUCACCGGCACGGUCAUCUUUCCCGCGCUCAUUGACUACGGAUGCCUCCCGCCUUUCAUUACUAUUGGCUCCGUUCUAGCAGUUUGCGGUACGGCGUGUUUCUUAGUGCCGAACACCACUCUCAAGAAAUUAGUGUAAUUGUUUAUGUAUAGGAACAAAUGUAAAUAUUUAUGUAAUUAUAAGUGUAAAAUGUCCAAAUUCUCAUAAUUGACAAAUAAGGCUCAAAAUGUGAAUUAGUAGCUGUACUUAUUUGAUUUUUGCCUCGUUAAAAAAGGUAUAUUGUGUUAUUAAAAACAACUAAAAUUGUUUACUUAUUUGAUUAGCAUUGUUAAAAUAUCUGUAAUUUUAAUGUAAUCUAAGUGUGUUUUAUCAAUUAAGUGGAAAUUUGUAUUUAGUUUUAUGUGUGUAUUGUAGGUAUAUGUUUAUUAGGAAUAAAUGGUAUUUCGAGGACCCAAUGAAACGGC
Trichoplusia ni (cabbage looper) is the source of this 2924-nucleotide messenger RNA. Its product is annotated as synaptic vesicle glycoprotein 2A-like. Gene Ontology annotation, molecular function: transmembrane transporter activity. NCBI's taxonomy places the organism in Eukaryota, Metazoa, Arthropoda, Insecta, Lepidoptera, Noctuidae. The record is from RefSeq and is a predicted model, not a curated record. The transcript is spliced from 10 exons. Gene Ontology annotation, biological process: transmembrane transport. The coding region runs from base 1015 to 2598 and encodes 527 amino acids.